ACACGGUAGUGAAGAAGACAUCCUGUGAGUGUGUGACAAACCAGCAGCCGUCCCCUUGUGUCAGGAGGACUGAGCAGGACCCAAAGCCCCAUCACGGUGCCUCCACCUCACUCACUGAUACAUGAUAGACAAAGUGACCAGAAGGUCCUGGAACUCACUAACAAGAUCAUUCAGCUGCUGACUGAAGAGGAUGGGGAGUAUAUAGAGGAACAAAGGGAUCUGUACAAGGACGUGAUGAUGGAGAAUCACCGGCCCCUCCCAUCACUGGCUAAAAGGAGACAGUCAUGUAUUGUACAGGGGAGAGCAGAUGGACCCAGUGACAGAGAUACCCCAGAGAGAUGUCACCGUCCUCUGUAUUCCCAGGAUUGUACAGAGGAGAAUCACAGGAUCCCAAAGGAGGAUCAGGGUGAAGAUCUGAUUAUUAUUACGGUAGAAGAUACAGAGGGAGAAGAAGAGACGUAUGUGACUGAUAGAAAGGCAGAAGAUACAGAGGGAGAAGAAGAGAGACAUGUGACUGAUAUGAAGGCAGAAGAUAGAGAGGGAGAAGAAGAGACGCAUGUGACUGAUAUAAAGACAGAAGAUACAGAGGGAGAAGAAGAGGCGUAUAUGACUGAUACUACAGAAGAUAUAGAGGGAGAAGAAGAAGAGACGUCUGUGACUGAUAUAAAGGCAGAAGAUACAGAGGGAGAAGAAGAGAUGAAUGUGACUGAUAUAAAGGCAGAAGAUAUAGAGGGAGAAGAAGAGACGUAUGUGACUGAUAUAAAGGCAGAAGAAACAGAGGAAGAAGAGACGUAUGUGACUGAUAUAAAGGCAGAAGAUACAGAGGGAGAAGUAGAGACGUAUAUGAUGGGUGAUCAGCAGUGUAAGGAGGAGGAAAUCCCUAGAGAUAUCAGCACAGCAGAUGGAUGCACAAGAAGGAAUCCUACGGAGGGACAUCUCAUUUUGUCUCCAGAUUUUAAAAUAGAAAAUAACAUCACACAAGAUUCUUCAGAAGAAAACCUUGCUACCCUAAAAAUACAUCCAGUAUUUAUCAGGGCAGAUAAAUCAUCGGAGCCCUCUAAUCAUAAGGAAUGUUCUACUGAUAAAUUAGUUAUUGCUACACACAGUACAACUGAUUCUGCUUUUAUAUGUACUGAGUGUGGGAAAUGUUAUAAAAUGAUCAAAAGUCUAAUUAGGCAUCAGAAAAAUCACACAGGUGAAAAACCAUUUCCAUGUUCUGAGUGUGGAAAAUGUUUCAGUGAUAAAUCAAAUCUUGUUAUACAUGAGAGAAGUCACACAGGUGAGAAGCCAUUUCCAUGUUCUGUGUGUGGGAAAUAUUUCAGAAAUAAAUCACAUCUUGCAAGACAUGAGAGAACUCACACAGGUGAGAAGCCAUUUUCAUGCUCUGAAUGUGGAAAAUGUUUCAUAAAUAAAUCACAACUUGUUAUACAUGAGAGAAAUCACACAGGUGAGAAACCAUUUCCAUGUUCUGUGUGUGGAAAAUGCUUCACAAAUAAAUUGCAUGUUGUUAGACACGAGAGAAGUCACACAGGUGAGAAGCCAUUUCCAUGUUCUGUGUGCGGGAAAUGUUUUACACAGAAAACAGUUCUUGUUGCACAUCAGAGAAGUCACACAGGUGAGAAGCCAUUUUCAUGUUCUGUGUGUGGGAAAUUUUUCAGAAAUAAAUCACAUCUUGUUAGACAUGAGAGAACUCACACAGGUGAAAAACCAUUUACAUGCUCUGUGUGUGGGAAUGUGUUUACACGUAAAUCAAGUCUUGUUGAACAUCAGAGAACUCACACAGGAGAGAAGCCAUUUUCAUGCUCAGAGUGUGGGAAAUGUUUUACACACAAAUCAUAUCUUGUUGCACAUCAGAUACUUCACACAGGAGAGAAACCAUUUUCAUGCUCAGAGUGUGGGAAAUGUUUUACACACAAAUCCUAUCUUGUUGCACAUCAGAUACUUCACACAGGUAUGAAACCAUUUUCAUGCUCCGAUUGUGGGAAAUGUUUUACAAAGAAAUCAGUUCUUGUUACACAUCAGAGAAGUCACACAGGAGAGAAACUAUUUCCGUGUACUGUGUGUGGGAAUUGUUUCCUGUCUAAAUCACAUCUUGUUAGACAUGAGAGAACUCACACAGGUGAGAAGCCAUUUACAUGCUCUGUGUGUGGGAAUGUGUUUGCAAGUAAAUCAAAUCUUGUUGAACAUCAGAAAACACACACAGGUGAGAAACCAUUUCCAUGCUCUGAGUGUGGGAAAUGUUUUACACAGAAAUCAGUUCUUGUUGCACAUCAGAGAAGUCACUCAGGUGAGAAACCAUUUCUAUGCACUGAGUGUGGGAAAGGUUUCAUAACUAAAUCACAUCUUGUUAAACAUGAGAGAGCUCACAGAUGAGAAUCCAUUUACAUGCUCUGAGUGUGGGAAUGUGUUUGCUCGUAAGUCAAAUUUUGUUGAACAUCAGAGAACACAUACAGUUGUGGAAAAAGUUUCCUUAAAAAUUCAGCUCUUGUUACACAUCCGAGAAGUCACACUGGUGCGAAACCAUUUCCAUGCUCUGAUUGUGGGAAAUGUUUUAGACAGAAAUCAGUUCUUGUUGCACAUCAGAGAAGUCACACAGGUGAGAAACCAUAUCCAUGCUCUGAAUGUGGAAAAUGUUUCAUAACUACAUCACAUCUUAGACAUAAGAGACCUCAACACGGGUGAAAAGCCAUUUCCAUGUUCUGAGUGUGGGAAUGUGUUUCCUUUUUUUGGUAUACAUCUGAGAGAGCACACCGAGUGAAAUACAUUUCCAUGAGUUUAUAGACCCUAGAAGAAGCUGCAGUAAUAUUUUAAAUAAUGUAAAAUCCAUUGAUAUUAUUCAUAAACAUAAUCACAGGCAAAAGAACAUUUUCAGUGUAAACUCAAAAAUAUAUAGACUACACCGUGUUAUGGAGGACAGGCAAUAUAUGCAGAUGCUCUCUGUAUUGUAUGGCGUUUACUAGAUUUCUAUUUUAUAUCAGUUGCUAUACUCUCUAUUGUAUGGUGGUCACUAGGAUGAUUUUUUUUAUGGCAGUCACUAAGAUGCGCUAUUGCAGUACUCAAACUCCGUACUCAGGACCUCACACAGUUCACUUUUUCCAGAUGACCAAGCAGGUGUACUAAUUACUUACACAUUUUAAAAGAUGAACUUGUGAUUCUGUAAGGAGAUCAGGAAAACAUGCACUGUGUGGGGUCCUGAGUACCGAGUUUGAAAACCUAUUCUCUAUUGUAUAUUAGUCACCAAAAUGUCCUGUUUAUUGGUCACUUGGCUGCUUUAUGUAUUUGGUUGCAUUAGGAUACUCUUAACUGCACCAAUAUUUCACAUCCCUCCACUCUCCCCCCCCCCCACCCCCCCCCCCCACACACACACACAAGGUAAGAGUGUGAACAUUAUAAACACCUAUGUAUGGUCCGAUUUUUAUAUUGUGCUCUAAGUUGUCAUGAUUUGUCUACUUGUGUGUUAGCUGUGCCUGCCAUUGCUGUGUUUCCACCUACCUUUGUGCGCUCUAUUUGCCUUGCCUAUCAUGGAUGUGGUUAGUGAUAGCGGUAUCCUAGCCCCGACUACGAGACCACUUCCAGAAUUUUUUCCAUGGCUAAUUUACGUUUCUCUUACAUCCUAGAGGAUGUUGGGGACUCCGUAAGGACCAUGGGGUAUAGACGGGCUCUGCAGGAGACAUGGGCACUCUAAAGACUUUUGAUGGGUGUGCACUGGCUCCUCCCUCUAUGCCCCUCCUCCAGACCUUAGAUCCUGUGCCCAGAGGAGACUGAGUGCACUGCAGGGGAGCUCUACUGAGUUUCUCUGUAAAAGACUUUUGUUAGUUUUUUUAAUUUUGCUGGCAACACGCUCCCUGCAUUGUGGGACUGAGGGGAGAGAAGCAGACCUACUUAAAUGAUAGGCUAUGCUUCUUAGGCUACUGGACACCAUUAGCUCCAGAGGGUCGGAACGCAGGUCUCACCCUCGCCGUUCGUCCCGGAGCCGCGCCGCCGUCCUCCUCACAGAGCCGGAAGAUAGAAGCCGGGUGAGUAUGAGAAGAAAGAAGACUUCAAAGGCGGCAGAAGCCUUCGUGUCUUCUAUGUGGUAACCGCUGCGCGCCAUUGCUCCCAACACACACACACUGGCAGCACUGUAUGGGUGCAGGAGGGGGGCGCCCUGGGCAGCAAUUAUACCCCAUGGUCCUUACGGAGUCCCCAGCAUCCUCCACGGACUAGGAGAAAAAGAUUUACCGGUAGGUUUAAAAUCUCAUUUUCUCUUGCAUCCAUAAGGGAUAUUGGGGAC
This is a messenger RNA of Pseudophryne corroboree (corroboree frog), 4273 nucleotides long. Its product is annotated as oocyte zinc finger protein XlCOF6-like. The transcript is spliced from 5 exons. Bases 235 to 2373 code for a protein of 712 amino acids. Gene Ontology annotation, cellular component: nucleus. NCBI's taxonomy places the organism in Eukaryota, Metazoa, Chordata, Amphibia, Anura, Myobatrachidae. Gene Ontology annotation, molecular function: DNA-binding transcription factor activity, RNA polymerase II-specific; RNA polymerase II cis-regulatory region sequence-specific DNA binding. The record is from RefSeq and is a predicted model, not a curated record. Gene Ontology annotation, biological process: regulation of transcription by RNA polymerase II.